AGUCGCCAGUAACAACAAUGGCCGUUGCGUAGGAAAAGCAUAGCAGCAGCCCUGCCCAUUUCGCUAUUCCCAAGAUUCCCUCUUCCUUUGCAAAAUGAAAACCCACAUCUGAUCCUUCUUUUUCAUUUAUUUAUUUAAAACCCCCUAAAACCCCAUUUAUUAUAUAGUACCCAUUUCUCUCUCUCUUUUAACUUCUGUAUUGACUAUUGCUGUGUGAUCUUUCUUUCUUCUAGGAGAACCAAUCUCCUAUAGCCCUUUUAGUUUCAGCUUUCAAGUUUUAAUUUUUUUCUUUGUCAACUUACACAUGGGGGAUCACGGAAAGAUCAAAUCGGACAUUUCAUUUGCUGGAACUUUUGCUAGUAGCGCCUUUGCUGCUUGUUUUGCUGAGGUGUGUACUUUACCGUUGGAUACUGCUAAAGUGAGGCUUCAGCUUCAAAAGAAGGCAGUUGAAGGUGAUUUAGCUUUACCGAAAUAUAGGGGAUUGUUAGGUACUGUUGGCACCAUUGCAAGGGAAGAAGGAGUAGCUUCAUUAUGGAAGGGUAUUGUACCUGGGUUACAUCGUCAAUGUUUAUUUGGAGGUCUUCGGAUUGGGAUGUAUGAACCUGUUAAAAACUUCUAUGUUGGCAAAGAUCACGUUGGGGAUGUGCCAUUGUCAAAGAAAGUUCUUGCUGCACUAACAACUGGUGCAUUGGGCAUUACAAUUGCAAAUCCUACCGAUCUAGUUAAAGUACGUCUUCAAGCUGAAGGAAAAUUGCCAGCAGGUGUGCCAAGGCGUUACUCUGGAGCUCUAAAUGCAUACUCAACAAUAGUGAGACAGGAAGGAAUUGCAAAGCUGUGGACUGGUCUUGGACCCAAUAUUGGGCGGAAUGCCAUCAUUAAUGCAGCUGAAUUAGCAAGUUAUGAUCAAGUGAAGCAGACCAUUCUCAAGAUUCCUGGGUUCACAGACAAUGUUGUUACUCACUUGUUCGCUGGCCUUGGAGCUGGUCUUUUUGCAGUUUGCAUAGGGUCCCCUGUUGAUGUG
Messenger RNA from Nicotiana tabacum (common tobacco), 1021 nucleotides. The record is from RefSeq and is a predicted model, not a curated record. NCBI's taxonomy places the organism in Eukaryota, Viridiplantae, Streptophyta, Magnoliopsida, Solanales, Solanaceae.